AGUACUGGAUCAGAUUCAGAGUUAUCCUUAUUACAGUAAAAUUUAAAAAAAUGGGAUAACAACCUUUUGGUACAUUUUAAUUCGCCAUACGUUUGGAAUCGUUGUUGCGCGCAUAAACGAUUUUCAGGCUGUAAAUCUGCUGGCGAUAAAAUAACAUACGUGAGACAACACCUAAUUACAAACAAGUGCUUUGGAAUGCGCGGCAGCAUAGUAUUAUGUAUUGUAGUCGCAAAGACUCUGAUCGGCGCAGUCAUAUUAGUCAACGCUGGGGAAAAAGAAAAAAAAUCAUAACGAAUACUUGUGAGUUGGUAGUCCUAAUAUAAGGAGAAAAACCAAGCGGCUCGAACAGGAGUGUGGGACUGCGACAUCCCAAGAUGCCCGAGAAACAAACUACAAGUAUCAAUACGCGACACCUCACACAGGAAGAGAAACUGGAGAUCGUGGAUCUAUUUGACAAAGGUUGCAGUUGCGUCCACAUCAUGCGGAAGUUCAGUGUGUCCCGUCACUUUAUCAAGCGAGUGCUGAUCGCUGCUGGGAGAACGGUCAUCUUCACCGAGCAAGAUCGACAGCGGUACGACGCGCUGCGACCGGUUGUUCUGCGGUUGUUUCGGCAGGGAUGGUCCUUUCAAAUGAUAGCGCAGCGAUUUAAAACUUCGCUAUUAUGGGUGGAAAUGAUAGUAAGGGCGGCCGGUUUAACUCCGGAAACACCGCCCGGACGGUCGGUAUCUGUUAACGGGGUCCCAGCAAGUAGCUCGCAACUUAAAUUUAAAUGGCCGAAUAUUAUUGACAUCAUUACGAUUGACGAGGAGGACUCUGCAGGGCAAACUCCUUAUACUCCAAAAACAAAUGAUCCAUGUACCGUACCCCAGCUUAAUCCAACCGCCGACGGUGGGCAUAUCUCCAAUUCCGAGAUCAGUUCACCUGCUGAUAACAACAAGAUGUUGUGCGGUAACCAGCCGUACAAAUACAAAUGUCCAACAACAGAGAACGUUGAGCUUUGCCACGACAUAAACGGCAUAAUUGCUAAAGAUCCCAGUUCACCAGAAAAUGUCAAGGAAAUGAGGGCUCUGGGGGCCGCUCCGGAACGAGAAAGCGCAGCCGAGUCACUUUCCACCGGCGCAGUAAUCCAGUGGGUACAAAUGGUGGAGCAUCCUUGCGCUUCUCCGGACACAUUCGUGGAAACUGCUACCGAAGUAUCGUUACUUCCGCCAAACAGUGCGACCGUGAUCGGCCGCAGCGCAAGAUAUCAGUGCGAGAUUUGCUGCUUUUCCUCCGAUGAAGGAGAAGCUUUUCUGUUGCAUUUGGCAGACAAAGAGCAUGAACAGUUUUGUGCCACUGGGAUAUUCUUACAUUGUACAGGAUGUCCAUUCAAAACCCGCAAACCGGCUACGAUGGGCAGGCAUAUUAUUACGUACCAAUCGCAAAGCGCGAUAUACAUGUAUAUGCAAAACGUGAACAUGCAUUCUGUGAGGAUUUACAAGGUAGAAACUUAAUGACUAUCGAAAUCUUAAUAAACCUUAUACGAUAAACCUUAUACGUGAUGCUUAAUUAAACCUUAUACGAUCAAGUUAUCU
Paramacrobiotus metropolitanus is the source of this 1574-nucleotide messenger RNA. RefSeq lists its product as uncharacterized. Bases 375 to 1493 code for a protein of 372 amino acids. The record is from RefSeq and is a predicted model, not a curated record. The transcript is spliced from 2 exons. Lineage: Eukaryota; Metazoa; Tardigrada; Eutardigrada; Parachela; Macrobiotidae.